AUGGCGAGGCCGAGGAGGCCGAGGGCGCGGGCGCGGGAGACUGCUCCGAGGACACCGGGCACCCUGGGGCAGCGGGGCCGGCGGCUCUGCUGGGGGACCCUCCCCCGGGCGAGGGGCGGGUUCCAGAGCUUGGCGCGCUCUCGCGGACCCGGCGGCCGCACAGCCGCGGCGAGAUGGCACCGGCCGGAGGCCCCGGGGCCAAAAAGGACCACCUUUCCUAAAAUUGGAAACUGCUUUAAGGGAAAAAAAAAAAAAAAAAAAGAGGCAUCUUGGGUGAUUUUUCUUUCUUUUCUUCAGGGUAUUUUGGAACGUCUGGAGAAUGGGGAGGUUGUGGUUGGAGACGGCAGCUUUCUCCUAACUCUGGAGAAGAGGGGCUACGUGAAGGCGGGGCUCUGGACUCCAGAAGCGGUGGUGGAAUAUCCCAAUGCAGUUCGUCAACUUCACAUGGAAUUCUUGAGAGCAGGAUCAAAUGUCAUGCAGACUUUCACCUUUUCUGCCAGUGAGGACAAUAUAGAGAGCAAGUGGGAAGAUGUGAACGCCACUGCCUGUGACCUUGCCAGGGAAGUGGCUGGAAAAGGUGACGCUUUGGUGGCAGGGGGGAUCUGCCAGACAUCGGCGUACACACACCACAAGGAUGAAGCUAGAGUUAAACAACUCUUUCAACGCCAGCUAGAUGUUUUUGCCAAGAAAAAUGUGGACUUCUUGAUUGCCGAGUAUUUUGAGCAUGCCGAAGAAGCCAUGUGGGCUGUGGAAGUCUUAAAAGCGUUGGGUAAACCUGUGGCAGCUACCAUGUGCAUAGGCCCAGACGGAGACAUGCAUGGUGUAUCACCUGGAGAAUGUGCCGUUAAGCUGGUGAAGGCAGGGGCUGCAACUGUGGGCGUGAACUGCCGAUUUGGACCCAGCACCAGCUUGAAGAUGAUGAAACUCACGAAGGCGGGCCUACAGGCUGCAGGGUCGAAGGCUCAUCUGAUGGUGCAGUCCCUAGGCUUCCAUACACCGGACUGUGGCAAAGGAGGGUUUGUGGAUCUCCCAGAAUAUCCCUUUGGACUGGAGCCCAGAGCUGCAACCAGAUGGGAUAUUCAGAAAUAUGCCAGAGAGGCCUACAAACUCGGGGUCAGGUACAUUGGCGGGUGCUGUGGAUUUGAACCCUACCACAUCAGGGCGAUUGCAGAGGAGCUGGCCCCAGAAAGGGGCUUUUGGCCUCCUGCUUCUGACAAACAUGGGAGUUGGGGAAGCAGUCUCAAUAUGCACACCAAGCCCUGGAUUAGAGCCAGGGCCAGAAGGGAGUAUUGGGAAAAUCUGCUGCCAGCUUCGGGCAGACCUUUCUGUCCUUCACUGUCACAGCCGGACGUCUAAGGAGUAGUGCUGUUUCAGAAUAACAGAACAGAAGGAAGUCCCCCUCCGCCCCCGUCUGGAACUGUUCCCCGCCUUUACCCCCAGCCCACCUUGCUGUCUCCAGUUGCUGAACAGCUAAUGUGCUGCUGGCCCUUGGGUUCCGUCCAACAUACACAUCUUAUGCUCCUACUGUGGACAAACACCCAGCUGGAUGCUGCAGCAGAUGCAGAGGUGAUGGGAAAGGGCCUCUGCAUAGAGGUCCUCCAGCUCCUUACUGUCCAGUAAUGCUGUGCUACAUUCUUUGGAAGGUCAUCAAGAAUAGCAACACGUGGUGCACCUGAGUCGUUCAGUCAGUUAAGCAUCUGGUUUUGGCUCUCAUGGUUCUUGAGUUCGAGCCCCACAUCGGGCUCUCUGCUGUCAGUGCAGAGCCCGCUUCAGAUCUUCUGCCCAUCUCAAGUGUCUGUCCCUACUCCACUUGGGUUCUUUCUAUUUCAAAAAUAAACGUUAAAAAAAGAAUAAUAGCGAAACUUGUUUUUAGGGUGAAUUUGAGAUUUUAAAAUAACCAGAAGUCACUGAACACCAAACCUAUUGAUUCAUUCAGGCAACCAAGCUAGGUGCUUGAGGAAGAUGGGACAACAAUGAGUCUUCUUCUCUUACAUGAUUUGUAUGAUGACUCCAAGGGCAAUCCCAAGGAAGUGAAGCAAAAAAUGUUU
Molecule: messenger RNA, 2048 nt
Organism: Panthera uncia (snow leopard)
Lineage: Eukaryota; Metazoa; Chordata; Mammalia; Carnivora; Felidae
Gene: BHMT2
Product: betaine--homocysteine S-methyltransferase 2
Molecular function (GO): betaine-homocysteine S-methyltransferase activity
Source: RefSeq, a predicted model, not a curated record